Molecule: messenger RNA, 171 nt
Organism: Spirodela intermedia
Lineage: Eukaryota; Viridiplantae; Streptophyta; Magnoliopsida; Alismatales; Araceae
Source: the annotation of a GenBank genome assembly
AUGCAUCGGGCCUCCUCGGAGCGGGCUCCUGCUUCUUGCGGCUCCCUCCUGCUUGGCUGCCCGUUGAGGGAGGUUGCAGCCUUUUUCUUUUUCUUUUUCUUUUUCUUUUUCUUUUUCUUUUUCUUUUUCUUUUUCUUUUUCUUUUUUUUUCCGGGUGUAUGUAUUCUGUAA